AUGGCUCUCCCCGCUUACAAGACCUCCUUCCUGGAGUCCUCCAUCUCCGCCAAGGUCCUGACCUUUGGCACUUUCACCCUCAAGUCGGGCCGUCAUUCCCCAUACUUCUUCAACGCUGGUACCUUCCACACGGCUUCGCUCCUCUCCGCCCUCUCAACCGCCUACGCCCACACCAUCAUCACCUUCCUCGCUGAGAACCCAUCCAUCCCCAAGCCCGACGUGAUCUUCGGCCCCGCAUACAAAGGCAUCCCGCUCGCCUGCGCCACCCUGCUCGAGCUCCACCGCCUGCAGCCCGACGCCUGGGCCGAGGUGUCCUACAGCUACAACCGCAAGGAGAAGAAGGACCACGGCGAGGGCGGCAGCAUCGUGGGCGCCGGCCUGAAGGGCAAGAACGUGCUGGUGAUCGACGACGUGAUCACCGCCGGCACGGCGAUGCGCGAGACCCUCGACCUGGUCGCCCAGGAAGGCGGUAAGGUGGUCGGCUUCGCCGUCGCGCUGGACCGCCAGGAGAAGAUGCCCGGUCCCAAGGACGCCAGCGGCGUGGAGGACGACGCGCCGCGCAUGAGCGCCAUGGGCCAGAUCCGCAAGGAGUACGGCGUGCCCACGACGAGCAUCGUUACCCUGGAUGAUCUGAUCCGGUUGAUGGAGGAGAAGGGGGCUGGCGAGGAUAUGCGCCGGUUGGAGGAGUAUCGGGCUAAGUAUCGGGCUAGCGAUUAG
Molecule: messenger RNA, 717 nt
Organism: Aspergillus aculeatus ATCC 16872
Lineage: Eukaryota; Fungi; Ascomycota; Eurotiomycetes; Eurotiales; Aspergillaceae
Product: orotate phosphoribosyltransferase
Exons: 3
Coding region: 1-717 (238 amino acids)
Biological process (GO): pyrimidine ribonucleoside biosynthetic process; 'de novo' pyrimidine nucleobase biosynthetic process; pyrimidine nucleotide biosynthetic process
Cellular component (GO): cytoplasm
Molecular function (GO): orotate phosphoribosyltransferase activity
Source: RefSeq, a predicted model, not a curated record